AUGCUCGGCUGGCGCAGCCUUAGCCUGCCGCUGCUAGAGCUCCCUGCUCCUUCUCCUUCCGGGUGCGACACUGGCUUCGACAACCAGCUCGCCAUCCAGGAGGCCGCCACCGUCGGCCUCCGCAGCCUGGAGCUCCUGGUCCUCUCCCCCUCCAGCGCAGCGCCGUCCAAGGCGCCGCAGCAGCACCAACAGCCGUUCAAGGAGAUCUCCGACCAGGCUGUCUCCAUGUUCCGCAAGGUGACCUCCACCCUCGACUGCAUCGGCCAUGCCCGAUUCCGUCGCGGUCCCAUCCAAUCCCCGCCUCCUCCAAUUCCGGUCGCUCCUCCCACUCCUGCACCGCGCCCUCUAGCCGUCCAGGCCCGCCCGCAACCGCAGAACCUGGCGAUGGACUUCUUCUCGUCGAUGACCGCCAUCGAGGGGAGGGUGUUAAGGGCCGGAGCAGGCCGCGACUACAAUCCAGUCCUCGAGCGCGUCGCCGCAACCUCGGCCGUCGGCGUAGCGCUGGGGGUGCGCCUGCUCCUCCUCCUCUCCCGCUCGCGCGCGCUCAAGCCGCUCGCCACCACCACCUCCGCCGCCGCGGCCGCGCUCCGGGCGCCGCGGCUCCUCGCCGCCGCCUCCUCCCCGCUCGCCGCCCUCCUCGCCGCCUCCAAGGCCGCCUCCAAGUCCUACAAGGCGGCGCGCGCGCUCGACCCGGCCGCGCGUCCCCCCUCGCUGCCCUCCUCCAAGCGUGUCAAGGCCGCCUUCGCCGCCGCCUCCCUCCUCCGCCUCGCCCCGACCCUCCUCCUCCUCCCCGCCGCCGCCGCCUCCCCCUCCUCCUCCUCCUCCUCCCCCACCGCCCUCUUCGCGCUCGCGCUGCUCAAGUCCGGCUACAAGCUCUCCAAGAACUCCGCCAAGGUCGUCGAGGGCUUCCUCGGCCUGCAGGUCCACAAGGGCUUCCGCAACGGCGUCGACGCGCUCGGGGUCGUCGUCAAGGUCGCCGUCAUCGCCUCCGAGGUCGUCGUCUGGGUCGCCGUCAUCGCCUCCGAGGUCGCCGUCGCCGCGAGCGUGCUGGGCCUCGCCGAGGACUGGAUUGCUUUUAAAAAAAACUAGGGACCCGAUUGCUUUUUUAGCCUGCUUAUGUGUGGGCCAACUCUGUCAGAAACGCACUUAAAAGAGCCAAAUCGGGCUCUUUUCAGACUUGGUAGUUUUUUGCCACGGUUUAGGAAAAAAGCGGU
Triticum aestivum (bread wheat) is the source of this 1214-nucleotide messenger RNA. RefSeq lists its product as uncharacterized. NCBI's taxonomy places the organism in Eukaryota, Viridiplantae, Streptophyta, Magnoliopsida, Poales, Poaceae. The record is from RefSeq and is a predicted model, not a curated record. The coding region runs from base 1 to 1089 and encodes 362 amino acids. The transcript is spliced from 3 exons.